AUGGCAGGUCACUUUCAGCAGGCGGAUCUCUGCUUGUGGUCGAACAACGUUAGGGGCCUUAACGCCCCGGAACGGCGCUCACACCUUCUCCGCACCCUGUGGGUGGCACGCGCGUCUCUGGCAUUCGUCCAGGAAACUCACUUCCAGGGGCGAAAUGUACCAGCGCUGCGAGACACCCGCUUCCCGACGGGAUACUUUGCCAACCACCCACAUGCCAAAAAGUCGGGGGUGGCAAUUCUCAUAGCCCGUACAGUGCCUUUUCAAAGCCAAGCUGAGCUGGCGGACCCAGAAGGCCGCUAUAUAUUCGUGAAAG
Molecule: messenger RNA, 313 nt
Organism: Pelobates cultripes (western spadefoot toad)
Lineage: Eukaryota; Metazoa; Chordata; Amphibia; Anura; Pelobatidae
Source: the annotation of a GenBank genome assembly